Molecule: messenger RNA, 1650 nt
Organism: Chrysochloris asiatica (Cape golden mole)
Lineage: Eukaryota; Metazoa; Chordata; Mammalia; Afrosoricida; Chrysochloridae
Gene: FANCL
Product: Fanconi anemia, complementation group L
Exons: 18
Coding region: 1-1650 (549 amino acids)
Biological process (GO): interstrand cross-link repair; protein monoubiquitination
Cellular component (GO): nucleus; Fanconi anaemia nuclear complex
Molecular function (GO): ubiquitin protein ligase activity
Source: RefSeq, a predicted model, not a curated record
AUGUUAAACAAGUGGGAUCAAGAUUCUGAAAUAUUUCCUGGAAGAACUGGAGCAGAAAAUGAAACACGGCUAUACCAGUAUGAUCAUGAUGACAAAAAGAACCAUCAGAGCAAUGGCUACCAGCACAUUGACGUACACCAGUCAAAUCAAAAGUCGAGAGCAAAGACUAGUUUGUCUUUGAAGGUAAUUAAGUUGACAUCUGCAAAAAGUAGGUAUCAGAAAGCAACUGGGGAAGUUUCUAUAGACUAUUUAGGAGACAAGUGUGUCAUGGCUCCCAAAUGCAGCAAAACCAGUGCUAGUUAUAGCAGCAGCAAUAGGCAAAGGAGAUAUAUUGAUCUGGAAGUGAAACAAAAGAGUACUAACAUUUCAUAUGCCUUUGAUAUGCUUCGUCCUGUACCUGACACCCUUUUCUCUAACAAGCUCGAAUUUCUGCCUCUAGGGGACUCGGGCACUAGCUGGACUGCGCAUGUGCGGUGCUUGGUUUUGCUUCUAACUUCCCUGCGGCCCCACGGACGCCGAGGUUUGGCAGUGAUGGAAACGAGCUUGUUGCGCCAGUUCCCGUUGCUUUUGCCUCAGAAUCGGGAGAAAACCGUUUAUGAGGGAUUCAUUUCGGCUCAGGGAAGAGACUUCCACCUGAAAAUAAUAUUGCCUGAAGAUUUGCAAGUGAAGAAUGCAAGAUUACUGUGUAGUUGGAAGUUGAGAACAAUAUUAAAUGGAUACCAUCAAGUAAUCCAACAGAGAAUGCAGCACUCUCCCGAUUUAAUGAGCUUUAUGAUGGAAUUGAAGAUGGUUUUGGAAGUUGCUUUAAAGAAUAAACAAGAGCUGCAUGCACCGCCUCCUCCCCCCCAGUACUAUUCGGGUCUUAUUCAAGAGCUAAAAACACUCGGAUGGAACAAACUUGUGUAUAUGGAUACUUACUUCAGCACCUUCAAGUUAAAAGCCAAAGAUGCUUCUGGUAGAGAGCAUCUAAUCACUCUCAAGUUGAAGGCGAAGUAUCCGGCAGAACCACCAGAAUGUCUUGUGGAUUUUCCUGUUCCAUUUUCUGUUUCUUGGACACCGCAGAGCUCCUUACAAAGCAUUCAUAGUCAGUUUUUGGCAGCAUUAGACUCACUGAAGGCAUUCUGGGAUGUUAUGGAUGAAAUCGAUGAGAAGACUUGGGUACUUGAGCCAGAAAAACCUACACGGAGUGCAACGGCACGCAGGAUUGCAUUAGGGAAUAAUACUUCAGUGAACAUAGAAGUAGACCCUAGACAUCCCACCAUGCUUCCUGAGUGCUGCUUUCUUGGAGCUGACCAUGUGGUAAAACCCCUGGGAAUUAAACUCAGUAGGAAUAUACAAUUAUGGAAUCCAGAAAAUACUCUGUUACAAAACUUGAGAGAUGUUUUAGAAAUUGAUUUCCCAGCUCGUAGUAUACUAGAAAAAUCUGAUUUCACUAUGGAUUGUGGAAUUUGCUAUGCUUAUCAACUUGAUGGUGUAAUUCCUGACCAAGUGUGUGACAACCCCCAGUGUGGACAACCUUUCCAUCAAAUAUGCUUAUAUGAGUGGCUGAGAGGACUACUGACAAGUAGACAGAGUUUUAACACCAUAUUUGGUGAAUGUCCAUAUUGUAGUAAGCCAAUUACGUUGAAAAUGCCUGGGAGAAAACCUUGA